Molecule: messenger RNA, 4624 nt
Organism: Coffea arabica (coffee)
Lineage: Eukaryota; Viridiplantae; Streptophyta; Magnoliopsida; Gentianales; Rubiaceae
Source: RefSeq, a predicted model, not a curated record
AGUACUGAGUUUCAGAGUAACUCUGUGUAUUUAAUGGAGUAUUUGCAUUACAAUCUCAAGUCUGGUCCUGCCUCCCGGCAAAUUAAAAGAAAAGGAAGACGAGGUUCUCUCCUUUGUUAGAGUUGGAAAUUGGAGCACCACUUUCUACUCUUUUAUAUACCAAGUCUUGCUUCCUACUAGUUUCAGGAACAAAUAUAUGCAUAUCCCAUAAAAAAAAAAAAAAAACCUCCAGCGGGCAUUCUUUUUCAUGUAUGUACUUUCUUGUAACCUUGUUUCAAGCAGAUAAUUGCUGGAGUUUUUGAGUACUAGCCCUGGAAUUCUUGUUUAGGAGUUUCAAAGAUCUGAUCUUUCAGCCCUUAAUAGCAAAUGUUAUCUUGUUAAGCCGUUUACUUCUGUUGACUAUUUCUGCCGUGUGCUUACUCUGUUUUGCUUUGCUUGGUCCUUUAUGUUUCUGCCUCUUGAGUAAAUGCUUAUUUUUCUGAAUUUGCUUUCUUUUUGUACUUUCUUGAUGCCCUGUUGUAGCUUUGUAAUCUUUAUUAGAUGUUGUUGAAUUCUCUUUCGUGGGGAGAGAGAGAGAGAGAGAAACAUGUACAAAAAAGGUUUUGAAUUUGGCUGCACAUAGAAAUGGUCCUCUGUUUUCUCAUCUGCAACGUAAACAUGCAUGUUAUUGCAUAAACAAAUGCUAUUUGUCUGAUGGGCGUUUCUGAAAACUGGAAUAUAGGUUCUCCUAACAAAAAGAGUUGGGAAUCGAGCUUUUAGAUUCAGCUAUCGACCAACUGGAUGUAGUAUAAUGGUUUCCUGGAAACUUUGAUUCUAAAGGGUGUUUAGUUGGUUGAAGGAUGGUUCUUAAUGCCAUAACUAUUACUCCAUUUAGUUUUAUUGGUUCAAUCCAAAUUUUGAUUCUUGAGGGUCUUUAGUCUUUCUAAAGAUGGUUCUUGAUGCCAUAUCGAGUCCUCCUUUUGCUGAUGUCCUAUCUCAGACCAUAGAGGGCAUCAUCGAGGUAGUACACACAUCCAGAUAUGUUCUCAUUGAGAACAAGAGUUUUGCUCAACUUUCAUCUUACUUAGAUCGGCUAAUUCCCCUCCUUAAGGAGUUGAAUCAGAAGGAUGCCAGAGAUUCUGAAGCAUUGAAAAUUUUGAUUGAGGUUCUUAACCGUGAGACAAAGCUUGCACAGGAACUGAUUACCGAGUGCAGCGAAAAAAACAAAUUUUAUCUCCUAAUGAACUGCCGUUUGAUAGCUAAGAGGAUGCAAAAUAUUACUAGGGAGAUAGGCCAAGCAUUGUGCUGCAUUCCCUUGGCCUCUCUUGAUAUCUCAUCAGGAAUUGAGGCAGAGAUUACUCAACUAGUCAACAGUAUGCAUGCUGCAGAGUUUAGGGCUGCCGUAGUUGAAGAAAAGAUUUUGGAGAGAAUUGAGUUGGGUAUACAGGAAAGGAAUGUGGACCGCUCAUAUGCCAAUAAUUUAUUGGUUUCCAUAGCAGAGGCCAUUGGAAUUUCAACAGAACAAGCUGUAUUGAAGAAGGAAUUUGAGGAAUUUAAAAAGGAGAUAGAAAAUGAAAGGUUGAGGAAAGAUCAUGCUGAAGCCAUGCAGAUGGAACAAAUAAUUGCUCUAUUAGAAAGGGCAGAUGCUGCAAGUACUCGUGAGGACAAAGAAAAGAAGUACUUCACAAUAAGGAAAUCCUUAGCUAGUCAUCCAUUUGAACCUCUCGAGGCAUUUUGUUGCCCAAUUACAAAAGAGGUAAUGAAAGAUCCGGUAGAGACUCCUUCUGGACAUACAUUUGAGAGGAGUGCAAUAGAGAAGUGGUUGGCUGAAAAAAAUUUCUGUCCCCUAACCUCAACUCCUUUAGACACCUCAAUGUUGCGGCCUAACAAAACUUUGAGACAGUCCAUUGAGGAAUGGAGAGAUAGAAAUACCAUGAUCACUAUAGCCUCUAUGAAAUCAAGACUGUCAUCAGAAGAGGAAGGUGAGGUGCUUGAUUGCCUGCAAGAGCUAAAGGACCUCUGUGAAAAAAGAGAAAUACAUCGGGAAUGGGUUGUACUGGAGGACCAUAUACCAAUGCUUGUUAAGCUUCUCAGUGCAAAAAGUCGAGAGAUCAUAAGUCGUUCUCUUCUCGUCCUUCAUAUCCUGGCAAAGGAUAGUGAUGAAUGUAAGGUUGGAUAUAUUGUACAGAACGUUAUACAUGGAUUCCAAUGGAAUGUUAUGCAGGAAAGUAUAGUUAAAGUUGACAAUGCAAUGGAAUCUAUUGUUCGCUCCCUUGGACGUCGUAUUGGGGUAGGGAAGUUGGCCGUGGGAUUACUACUAGAACUGGCAAAGAGCGAGUCAAUACGUGACUGCAUUGGAGAGGUGCAGGGCUGCAUAUUUUAUUUGGUGAAUCUGACAAGAAGUGAUGACAAUCAAGCUUCCAGAGAUGCAAGGGAUGUGUUAAAAAAUCUGUCAUUCUCUGAUGACAAUGUUAUACAAAUGGUCAAGGCUAAUUAUUUCAAGUAUCUGCUGCAACGUCUUUCUUCAGGAUCAGAUGAUGUCAAGAUGAGAAUGGCAGAAACUCUUGGAGAGAUGGAGUUUACUGAUCAUAACAAAUCAUCUCUGUUUGAGGAAGGUGUUUUGGAUUCGCUACUUAACUUGGUUUCACAUGGUAAUCUUGAAAUGAAAAUGGUAGCCGUUAAAGCCAUUUUGAACCUCUCGAGCUUAACAAAGAAUGGCCAGGAGAUGAUAAGACAAGGUGCAGUACGUCCACUGCUUGAUAUUCUUUAUUGUCACACAUCCCAUCGAAACUUGUGUGAACUUGUAGCUGAAACUAUCGUGCAUCUUGCUCUAUCAACUGUACGUCAAGAUUCUUCAGAAAUGGAGCUUUCCUUAUUGGAAUCCAACAAGGAUAUCCGCCAAUUGUUUUCCUUGAUUAACUUGACAUGGCCUGCUGUACAACAGAGACUUCUCCAGGCCUUUUACACCAUUUGCCAGUCUCCAUCGGCAACUACAGUCCAGGAACUGCUGAACGAGUGCUGUGCUGUGCAAAUACUUGUUCAAUUGUGUGAGCUCGAUAAUCAUGAAGUGCGGGUGAACGUGGUUAAGCUAUUAUGUUGCCUGAUCGAAAAAUGUAAUGAAGCUACAAUUACUGAGCACGUGGGGCAGAAGACAGUUCAAACCUUGCUUAGAAUCAUUGAGGAUUCUGAGAAUGAAGAAGAAGUUGCUUCUGCAUUGGGUAUUAUAGCUAACCUUCCCAUGUCUACCCUGGUGUCUGAUUGGCUGUUGGAGGGAGAUGGUCUUCGUAUAAUGUUAAGAUUCCUUCGUAGCAAAAAGCCAAAUGGUCCCUGCAAGGAUCAAUUAAUAGAGAAUGCUGUGGGAGCCUUGUGUCAUUUCACUGUUCCAGCAAAUAGGAUGUCACAGCAGAAAGCAGCUGAAGCUGAUGUCAUUCCGCUGUUGGUACAGUUGCUGGAGUCAGGAACCAGCUUGACAAAAAGACGAGCUGCCAUUUCUCUUUCACAACUUUCUGAGAGCUCUAGUGAUCUAUGUCGGCCAAUCCCAAAGCAUCGCAUGUUCUGGUGCUUCUCAGCUUUGCCAGAGGCAGGCUGCCCUGUUCAUCGGGGAAUAUGUGCUGUAAGAACCUCAUUUUGCCUUUUGGAGGCUGGUGCGGUGGGCCAUUUGGUGAAGGUUCUUGGGGAGCCAGAUCCUGGAGCAUGUGAAGCUUCCUUGGAUGCUCUACUUACUUUGGUUGAAGGUGAUAGGCUACAAGGUGGUAGUAAGGUGCUGGAUGAAGAGAGAGCCAUACCCUCUAUGAUAAAAUUACUGGGGAGUUCUUCUCCCAGAUUGCAAGAAAAAAUUCUCACUUCUUUGGAAAAGAUUUUUCAAGUACUGGAGAUCAAACAGAAGUAUGGGCCCUCAGUUCAGAUGUCUUUAGUUGAUUUGACACAAAGGGGGAGUACCCAAAUAAGGCCUUUGGCAGCCAGGAUACUAGCUCAACUGAAUGUGCUACACGAACUGCCCUCUUAUUUCUAGCAGGAGCAUAACCUACUUAUCCUGAUGAGUACAAAAGGUUUAGGAAAUCAAUCAUCCCUAGCAAAUUGCUUCAUAACCAGGCAGAGGUUUCUGAAGUUGGUAGCAGGUCAGGCCACCACUCGUCAUCUCUAGAUAAAGAUGGUCUUUUAUUCAUUUAGCAAUAAGCGAGAGCAGCCAUGGUUUGUUACGUUGGUUACCACCAUUUAAUCAGGCACAGAGAGUUGACGGGCAUCUUAUGUUUGAUAGUUUAGUGUAAGCUAAGGCGGCUUUUCAGUCGUGGAUGUAUGCCGGCUAUAUAUAACCGCUGACCUGAAUGUCUCUUUCAUGGCAUCACAAGAUAUGAGUUGGGUCUAGUUUAACAGCUACCUCUGCUUGUUCCGUGCUUGAAUUGUCAAUAGAGAAAGUUCCCAAAUUCCUGGAGUUCCCAAAUUCCUGGAGGCCUUGAAGGAGAUACUAGUAGUCAUUUGUCAAGCUGGGGACUUUGGAAAAUCUUGCCAACAUUCUUUUACAAUUGAUCAAGUGCGUACGUGAUUCUGUUGUAUGGUGUAUAGGUAACCAGUUAGUAGUUUAAAGAAUACACUUCCUUCUUGUAGAUUUUCGCAGAACCUGAUAAAAAGGAUACGUUUUAUACUA